This is a messenger RNA of Erpetoichthys calabaricus (reedfish), 4952 nucleotides long. Its product is annotated as tripartite motif-containing protein 14-like. Gene Ontology annotation, molecular function: protein binding; zinc ion binding. Bases 200 to 1858 code for a protein of 552 amino acids. The transcript has 7 exons. Lineage: Eukaryota; Metazoa; Chordata; Cladistia; Polypteriformes; Polypteridae. The record is from RefSeq and is a predicted model, not a curated record.
CUUGAAGCUUUAUUUUUCACGGUUACUAAUUGUUAUGAAAGCUAAAGUUACUUAAAUACAUUUGCGGAACUGUUCGGCGAAGGAAAACUUUUAACUGGGUGUAACCUCAGGGUAUUGCUCGGAGUUGAAUAUCCUUUACGAGAAGUGAAAAAGAUCAUAUUUUCUAAACUGACUUGGCAAGAAAAUAACAAGAAUAGAAAUGGCAGAAGGCUGUUCCGACUCCACGUGGACAACAUGCAGUAUCUGUCAGCAGUUAAGCCAAGAGCUAGUUAAGCUCUCAUGCCACCACGCACUUUGUAUAAAUUGUGCCGAGUGUAUCAAAGAUGAGCGUGCGGAAGUGAAGCCUUGCUGUGUCAUCUGCAGAAAUGCGUCUACGUCAAGUGACCAUCUUUCUUUAAGUGACCAUCUUUCUUUGAGUGACUUGGUGAAUUCAGAGACUAGCCAGAUAGUUCAGUGCAAUUUUUGUUUGGAGAGUCCUCUGGUGGCAGAGAAAACCUGUCUGACCUGCAUGGCCUCCUUCUGCCAAACCCACCUUCGACCACAUCUAAUGGAAGCCUUCCGCAGUCACCAGCUCAUACCUCCCUGUGCAGACGUAAGAGACUGCUGUUGUCCAGAGCAUGACAAACCAUGUGAGAUGUUCUGUAAAGAGUGCAAAACAUGCAUCUGCAGUGUGUGUCCUAUCCUGGGCAAGCAUCAAGAUCACCAUGUCAGCUUCAUCCAGGAAGAAUCAAAAGAGAAAAAGGAAAAUCUUCGUGUUUGCUUGACAAAGAUCCACUUGAACAAUCGGAGAGAAGCUGAUAAUAUAAGGCAAAUUCAAAAAGCUGCGCUUGGCCUGAAGGAAUCUUCUGCUGAAUGCAAACUGUGGCUGAGCAUCCGUUUCACAGAGCUACGCUUGCUACUGGAUCAGGAAGAGAAAGCAGCUAAAAGUUUUGUGGAGCAGCAAACGCAGUCUGUUCUCCAAAUGUAUGAUGGCCAUGUCCAAGCGUGUGAAGAAACAAUAGCGAAGAAUGAGAGUUUCAUGAAAGAAGCUCAACGAAUUUUUAAACAUGACAAUCCAAUUCGUCUUUUGACGGAGUAUACAACCGCAGAGAGAGAUAUUCAGCAGUAUCAGCGUCCAGUUAAUCAAAUUAAUCCUGUUCCUGUUUCCUUUCAAAAUGUUCAAAAAUAUAUUUCGGGUUUGAAAAAGUCUCUGGAAGCAGUGUUCAAGAAGCCUCUGCAGAGCAGGCUGAACAAUGGUGCUGUGAAUACAUCCAGUGGUAAUUUUUCCAGGAGUUUAAUGCAUGUCACAAAUUGCUCAGGUGACAAGUCCCAUUUUCUUAAACAUGGACGAUCACCUAUCUUUGAUCCCGAGAGUCUACAUCCUCGUUUGAGAUUGGAUGAGUGCAAGGAGACAGUGAGCUGUGCUUGGCUGAAAUCAUCUGUACCUGAUGGGCCCUUAAGGUUUAACAAACUUCUUCAAGCAUUUGCCCGAGACUCGUACUUUGCUGGCUGUCAUUACUGGGAAAUGAAUGUUCAACACUCUGGCCAUGGCUGGUGGGUAGGAGCAGCAUAUCAAUCAUUGUGUCGAAAAGGGGACUCCGAGUACACUCGCCUUGGAUGGAAUAAAGUCUCCUGGUGCCUAAAGCGAUAUGAUUGGGAGUACUGGGCCUUUCAUAAUGGUGAGAAAGUCCCCGUAAAAGUUGAUGAAGACCCAGAAAAAGUUGGAGUAUUCUUGGAUUAUGAGGCCGGGACUCUAAGCUUUUUUGAUGCAACAAAUAGCAUGAACCAUCUCUUUACUUUCAAGUCUCAGUUCUCCAAACCUGUCUAUCCUGCUGUUCGUCUUUGGAAAGGGCCCAUCUCCUUCUGUAAGCUCACUUGAGCGUAGCCUUCUGAAAACAGCAACAGAAAUUCUUUGUGUUGUCUACAAUGAGAAGUCUUCUCUUGAUGCUCAUUUGCGAAGCUCCUUUUCUUCAAAAUUGUUCAAAAACAGAGACAACAAGAGCUUUAAAAACAAAAUGUGAUUUUUAGGCAGCACUAUUAAAAAUGAGAAAUAAAUGGGAGUGGUAGUGCUAAUCUUAAAAGUGUAGAACUUCCGUGAAAACAUCUAAUUUGUUAAUUUAUAAAAUUUGAAUUGAAUGACCCAAAGAACUUUGAUUAGUGUUACAGUAGAUGUGUUUUCCUACUAAAGGUGGUGUACUGUGAGGCUGAAGGAGCUGCUGCACAGGAAAGCCACAUCACAAAACUAACCACCAUAUCUGCAGCAGCUUAAAUGGAGUUCUCCAUUUAGCUCAAUGGUAGAUCUUGCUGCUUGUAAUCUCAGCAUCCUGAGUUCAUGUCUCACCGCUAUCUCAUGAAAGAUAUCAGUGGGAUUGGAACAUCCUGAGCAGAUUCUUCAGCAGACACAAAUGGUGUUGUGACCUGAAUUCACGCAAGGAGAGGGAGAAUGUAAGCUGUGGUGUGUGUGCAACAAAGUUAUGAGAUACACUUACUGAUCUGCAGGAAACCCAUCACAAUGACAGCGGCCAGAUCAGCCACUGGCUCUCCACCAAGCUCAGAGCUAGAACUGUGAUUCCAGUGAUUGGUACGCAUCUCAGCGUUGCUGUCUUGACAGAUAAACAGACAGAUAGAAAUAGCUUCUGUAAAAAGACGCAUAUUCCCCUGGGAACAAAUAAAGUUCAUUCGCUUAUUUGAUCUAUCUAUCUAUCUAUCUAUCUAUCUAUCUAUCUAUCUAUCUAUCUAUCUAUCUAUCUAUCUAUCUAUCUAUCUAUCUAUCUAUCUAUCUAUCUAUCAUGUAGUGCCUUUCAUAUUUAUCUGUCUGUUUCCUUGCCUUUAAAGGAAGCCCCAGGUGGAUGGACAGGGAAGGCCUUUCUCUUAGGGUUGUUUAUUCCCCCAGGAAGCUGGAUCGCAGCAUCCCUGGAUGUCAAUGCCUGUUCAGACACCAGCAGGGAAAGCCAGAAAUUGUAGUCCAAUAGCAAAGCCCAGCAGGGGUCCGAGGGGGCUGCUGGCCAUAGUGCUUCCAAUGGGUUGAAGCCCUGGUACCAGAAGUACUCCUGGUUCCUCAAUAAAAGGGGCCACACUGCCCUGCCUGGGCGAGUCAGAGCUGGGAGCGGUAGAUGGUCAGCACUCGACUGGAGGAGUAGCAGUGUGGUGGAGAGAGAAGGAAGAAACAACAUUUGCUUGUUGUUAAUAAAAAGGUUAUUUUGUAAUAAAAAAAAAGCUUAAUUUGAGCCCGGACUGUGUUUGUGUGUUAUGCUUGGUUUUUGGGGCUACAUGGUGCCCCCUCGCUUUCACGAUAUAUAUUAACAUUUAAUUCUAUGGUCAGUCUGCCAUAAGAACAUGGGGUUUGGUCAUUUUUUAGUGAAAGUUUUUUUUUUUUUUUUUUUUUAUACUAGGGGGCUUUGCCCCCCUGCUCACUUCGCUCGCCAACCCCUGUGUUUGGUUAAUCGGAUAUACAAUUUUAAUUUUUUUCUCAUCUUUGGAAUUGUUUCAAUUUCAUUAUUUGCACUUUUACUUUACAGCUUCAUUAAAAACAAUAUUUUUUGGAGACAUGUUGUGACAAUGCAGCAUAUAACUGCCCGUGAGUGAAUAUUGUUUCUGUUUCUCUAAUAAAUAAUCCGACUUUUUCUAAUGUUUGUCCCAGUGAUUUAUUGAUUGUCAUAGCAAAAGCUAUUCUCACGGUAAACAUUUUAAUACGAAUGGCAUAUCACGAUCUCCUUUGGUGUCUGUUAUUUGCGGAAUAUAUACAUUACCUUUCUUUUUGCCUGUUAAAAUUUGCAUCGCUUCUCCGUGAUCAUCAAUAUACACCUGACCGAAUUGUGUAGUCUUUGAAAUUUAACUUGUCGUUGCUUUAACUGUUCCAGGACCAGAUUCUCAUAGCAUAUGGUCCAUUAUUGUGUAAAUCCAUGUUUUGUGCAUUGAAUGAUGCGAAUGUGAAAAGACUUUCUUGUCUACUCUUUGUCUUUUAUUUCUGACCUCGAUUUGUCCUGCUAUUUUUUUUAAUUACACCUGGUUCUGAUGAUUAAUCACAUUUUGUUUGCGGUAAUGCGAUCUUUUCUAUCUUUUCUUUGAUACUGUAGCGACUGACAUGAUAAAGUGUCACAAAAGUUUUACUUGAACAAUCGCAGACUUCCUAACCCCAAACACAACUUUCUAGCACCCUCUCCAACGCCUCCACCCCAUUACUGCAUCAAUCAAUACCCCGCUAUCAGUCUUCUGUGCUGUACUCCGCCCUCCCUCAAUCGGACCGAACAGUCACUUAAAACCAAAAAGCCCUCAACUUGUUUCGAAUAUUACUGCUUUCAUAUUCUGUACCUUUCUCUGCAUGUGUAUCUCACCAUCGUUUGUUUGAGCCUUUCGAAUUCCACUGCUUUCAUAAUCUCUUCUCUGCCUUUUUUUCUCUCCAACGCCUUUGGGUCUCUAUUCUCCGUAUUGUCCUUAUGUGCUGAGAGCACGUGAUCUGUGUGUACUACGUGCUUUUACACUACUGAGUGUUUUUUGAUGGGUGAGCUCUUGUAUAUCUUUUGUAAGUACGGCGUGUCUUGCAAGAAUCUCAUGUUCCGCGUCCCCGCGUGACGGCCCUGGGACAAUCUCUUGGCACCGUCUCAUGUUUACGGUCCCGCGAGAGCACCGUGGCAAGUCUCUGUUGUCUCGCGGGUCUUUUAAAUGUCUUCCAAGAAGAUCACGUAUCGUCGCCUUGCUUUUGCUUUCCAGGAUUUUUUUUUUUUUAUAAUAGAUCAUUUUUUAAAAUACCAAACAGGUCUGUUUAAUGAAUAAUAAAUGUAUUUUGUACAUCUGUUAUUUUAAGUACUGUACAAUAUAAAUGAAUAUAUUUUAACUACUAUGCCUUUAUAAAUCAGGUUGUGCAGCCUAGUAGAUGAUGUCAAUAUCAAGAGAUCUAUUUUAGCUUUUGUAAACAAUUAAAACAAUGUUAGUUUUUUUUUAAGUCAUGUAAAUUAAAAAAUGUUUUUAUUAUU